Molecule: messenger RNA, 3495 nt
Organism: Trichechus manatus latirostris (Florida manatee)
Lineage: Eukaryota; Metazoa; Chordata; Mammalia; Sirenia; Trichechidae
Gene: NLRP5
Product: NLR family pyrin domain containing 5
Exons: 14
Biological process (GO): regulation of inflammatory response
Cellular component (GO): cell cortex; cytosol; nucleus
Molecular function (GO): protein binding
Source: RefSeq, a predicted model, not a curated record
AUGGUUGUGCUUGAAGAUGUUAGCAAGCACGUGACAACUCGCCGUUGCCACAUCACUCACGACCCCCACCCCCAACAAAAGCAAAAGCUCCUCUACAGCCAGGGGCAUGUCUACACCCAGGACUCAAACCCCACCAGGGACUCCGGCGUUCUCGGGUUCUGCUGUUUCAUAUUACCAAAGUAUCUACUUUUCCACCACAACUGAAGCUUUCAGCCUUGAGUCAUGUUGGAAGAAGUCAAAUCGCCCUCCUUUUCCAUUUAUGGGCUGCACUGGUGUUUCAUGGAGCUGGACAAAGAUGAGUUUGAGAUGUUUAAGGAAUUCCUAAAGGAAGAAACUUCAGAACGGAUGAAGGGCUCUCUUCCAUGGUCUGAAGUGAAGAAUGCCAAUGUGGAAUGUCUAGCCUCCCUGUUGCAUGAAUAUUAUAUGGGACCUCUUAUCUGGGAGAUAUCCAUUAAUGUCUUUGAAAAGAUGAAAUUGUCAGAACUCUCUGAGAUAGCAAAGAAUGCACUGAAAAAAAUUCCACAAGCUAUGGAACAAUAUGGGACCACAGCAGCAGAGAUAAUAGAAGAACAAGGUCAUGUAGGUGACAAAUGGGACUACAGGGCUCAUGUAAUGACAAAAUUCACCAGGGAGCUGAAUGUAUGUCACGGUUUCGGAGAAAUUGCUACUGACUGGUCACAAACACAAAGUCUGGUUGAUAUUUUCAUUUCACACAGGAGGGGCCAGCCUCGCACUGUGGUUCUUCAUGGAAAAUCGGGCACCGGGAAAUCGGUUUUGACCAAAAGGAUCAUGCUCCACUGGGCACAAGGACAACUCUACCAGGGCAUGUUCUCCUAUGUCUUCUUUCUCCAUGCUAGAGAGAUACAACACAUGAAGGAGGGAAGUUUGGCCGAGUUAAUUUCCAUGGAGUGGCCAGACUCCUGCGCGCCAGUGACGGAGAUUAUGUCCCAACCAGAGAGGCUCCUGUUUGUCAUUGAUGGUUUUGAUGACCUGGACUUUGCCCUCCAAGAUUGUCCUGAGAAGCUCUGUAAAAACUGGGCUGAGAAGCAACCCAUGUCUGUCCUGAUACGCAGCCUGCUGAAGAAAGUCCUGCUCCCACAGUCCUCCUUACUAAUCACAGUCAGAGAUGUGGGCAUAGGGAAGCUUACAUCCAUGGUGGUAUCUCCCCAUUAUCUAUUUGUUGGGGGAAUCCCGGCGGAACUGAGGACCCAGUUUAUCCUCCAGAGCAUUGCGGAUGAGCAACAAAAAAGGCCAAUCUUAACAUCAGUGUUGAACAACAGCCGGCUCUUUGAUGAGUGCCAGGUUUACAACGUGUGUCAGCUAACCAGUGUGGCUCUGCAGCUGCAGUAUGCGGCAGGAAAGGAUGCGCCCCCAAUUUGCCAAACUCUCACGAGCUUGUGUGCUACUUUCAUGUUCCAUCAGUUCACACCACGAGAUGACCUCUGGUGCUGUCUCAAGGGGGAAGAAAAAGCUGUCCUGAAGAACUUGUGCCGGAUGGCUGUGGAGGGUGUGUGGAAUAUGAAGCUUGUGUUCUGCAGUGAGGACCUGGGUGUUCAUGGGCUGAAGGAGUCUGAACUCUCCACUCUGUUUCACAUGACCAUCCUUCCCAAGGAUGUCCUGUGUGAGGGCUGUUACACUUUCUUUCACUGCAGCCUCCAGGAGUUUUGUGCUGCCUUGUACUAUGUUCUAGAGGGACUGGAAAGAAAGCAUGAUCCAUCCUUGCUGUCCAUUGAGAAUGCAAGGAGCCUGAUGAAGCUGCAACAAGUUGGCUUCAACCCCCACUUGCUUCAGAUGAAGCGUUUCUUGUUUGGCCUCAUGAACAAAGAGUUGGUGAGGAAGCUGGAGGCCCUGCUUGGCCAUGGUGUCCCUCUGCUGAUAAAGCAGGAGCUUCUGCGGUGGGUCUCUCUGUUAGGUGAACAGGCCAACACCACCUCACCACUGGAUUUCCUGGACGCCUUCCACUGUCUUUUUGAGGCCCAAGAUGAAGAAUUUGUCCGCUUGGCACUGAACAAUUUCCAAGAAGUAUGGCUUCCAAUUAACCAGCAAAUGGACUUGUUAGUAUCUUCUUUCUGUCUCCAGUGUUGCCAGUAUUUGCAGAGGAUUCGGCUAGAUAUCAAAGAGAUCUUUUCAACAGAUGAGGUCACCGAGGCAGGGCUCGAAAUCCCCGGGUGGACAAAGCCUAAGACCCUCGUUACUGUGUUCUGGCAAAACCUCUGCAUGGUGCUCAGCACUCACAAGACCCUGAGACUGCUCGACCUGAGCGGCAGUGUUCUGAACGAAUGGGCCAUGAGGAUUCUCUGUUCCAAGCUGAAGCAUCCAACCUGCAAAAUACAGACUCUGAUAUUUAAAAAUGCACAAAUUACCCUUGGUCUCCAACAUCUCUGGACUACUCUUAUCAACCAAGAGCUAAAAUAUCUUGACUUGGAAAGCAUACACCUGAACAAUGAAGACAUAGAGGCAGUGUGUGGAGCAUUGAAACACCCAAACUGUUCACUGGAGUCUUUGAGGUUGGACUGCUGUGGGUUAACCCACACCUGCUGUCUGGAGAUCUCCCAAGUCCUGGUUAUAUCUGCCAGCCUAAACUCCCUCAGCCUGACAGGAAAUAAGGUGACAGACGAGGGGCUGAAGACACUCUGCAAUGUUUUGAGUUUCACCAGAAGCAACCUAAAGAAGCUGAUACUGGGGAACUGUGGCCUCACGGCUGCUGGCUGCGAAGACCUGGCCUUGGCCCUCUUCACCAACCAGAACCUGACUCACCUGUGCUUGUCGGACAACAACCUGGGGAGUGAAGGCGUGAAACUGUUGUGUGGAGCCAUAAAAAACCCCAACUGUGGUCUAAAGAGGCUGGUACUAAGUCAGUGCAACUUGGAUGUAACCAGCUGUGGCUAUCUUGCGUUUGCACUCAUGAAAAACAGAAGACUGACACAUCUGACCCUCAGCAUGAACCCCCUGGAAGACAAUGGGAUAAAGAUGCUGUGUGAAGUCAUGAAGGAACCAUCUUGUUACCUCCAGGACCUAGAGUUGGUGAGGUGCCAGCUCACACCUGCUUGCUGUGAAGAUCUGUCCUGUGUGAUCGCAAGAAACCCACACCUGAAGAGCCUGGAUCUUGCCUACAAUGCCCUGGGGGACAGCGGGGCUGUGCUGCUGUGCAAGGGGUUGAAACACAAGCACAGCUCUUUGAAGAGGCUCGGGUUGGAGGCAUGUGGGUUGACUUCUGAUUGCUGUGAGGAGCUCUCCUCGGCCAUCUACCACAACCAGAGCCUGACCAGUCUAAACCUGAUGCAGAAUCAUCUCGACCCUUCAGGACUAAGUAAACUGUGUUCAGCCUCUGCAUGUCCCAAAUCUAAUCUACAAAUAAUCGGGCUGUGGAGAGGGCACUAUACUGAGCAAACAAGGAAUCUGCUAGAGGAGUUGAAAAGGGUGAAGCCCAAAAUUGUGAUUGACGGUAAUUGGUAUUCUUUUGACCAAGAUGACCGGUAUUGGUGGCAACACUGA